Danio aesculapii is the source of this 1815-nucleotide messenger RNA. RefSeq names its product glutamate-ammonia ligase (glutamine synthase) b (gene glulb). Gene Ontology annotation, molecular function: glutamine synthetase activity. Bases 136 to 1254 code for a protein of 372 amino acids. The transcript has 7 exons. Lineage: Eukaryota; Metazoa; Chordata; Actinopteri; Cypriniformes; Danionidae. The record is from RefSeq and is a predicted model, not a curated record. Gene Ontology annotation, cellular component: cytoplasm.
CGCUAAGGCUGUUUGUUAUGAGGAUGAGAGACAAACAGCGUGGAUUACCUUCUAAAACCCUCUGGAAAUACAGCCACUCUUAUAGUGACUAUUUGCAUUUUUUGAUAGGUUUGAUAUAGCACCACUAGCACCACCAUGGCCACUUCAGCCAGUUCCAAAUUGAGCAAAGCUAUGAAACAGCAGUACAUGGAUCUCCCUCAGGGAGAAAAAGUUCAGGUCAUGUACAUCUGGAUUGAUGGAACCGGAGAGGGAUUGAGAUGCAAGACCAGGACUCUAGAUUCUGAACCUAAAUCUGUUGAAGAACUUCCCGAGUGGAACUUUGACGGUUCCAGCACAUAUCAGUCUGAAGGGUCCAAUAGUGACAUGUAUUUGUUCCCCCAAGCCAUGUUCAGAGAUCCUUUCAGGAAAGACCCCAACAAAUUGGUUCUGUGUGAUGUUCUCAAAUACAACCAUAAACCUGCAGAAACCAAUCUUCGUCAGUCCUGUACGAAGAUUAUGGAUAUGGUCCAGAACCAGCAUCCUUGGUUUGGAAUGGAACAGGAAUACACUCUUCUCGGCACAGAUGGUCAUCCUUUCGGUUGGCCCUCCAAUGGCUUCCCUGGACCUCAAGGUCCAUAUUACUGUGGUGUUGGAGCUGAUAAGGCCUAUGGACGAGAUGUUGUAGAAGCCCAUUAUAGAGCCUGUCUGUAUGCUGGAGUAAAAAUCUGUGGCACCAAUGCUGAAGUCAUGCCUGCACAGUGGGAAUUCCAAGUUGGCCCUUGUGAGGGGAUUGAGAUGGGAGACCAUCUGUGGGUCGCCCGUUUCCUCCUGCACAGGGUUUGUGAAGACUUUGGUGUUGUGGCCUCUUUUGACCCCAAGCCUAUUCCAGGCAACUGGAAUGGAGCUGGCUGCCACACCAACUUCAGCACCAAGGAGAUGCGUGAAGAAGGAGGUUUGAAGUACAUUGAGGAGUCAAUUGAGAGGCUUGGCAAGAGACACCAGUACCACAUCCGUGCCUACGAUCCUAAAGGAGGGCUGGACAAUGCCAGACGUCUGACUGGCCAUCACGAGACCUCUAACAUCAACGAGUUUUCUGCUGGAGUGGCCAACCGUGGUGCUAGCAUACGAAUUCCACGAUCUGUGGGUCAGGAAAUGAAGGGCUAUUUCGAAGACCGCCGUCCUUCAGCCAACUGUGAUCCAUACGCAGUCACUGAAGCUCUUAUACGCACAUGUCUGCUUAAAGAAGAGGGUGAAGAGCCAGAGAAAUACAUGUGAAAGACUGGACUGAAGCGUCAUUUUAAUAAUGAAAUCUAUUAUAGACGCCGUGUAUUUUGAAUUCAUUAGUUGUCUGAAAUGAGGUAUGACACUAGAUGGAUCUUUUCUCCUUUUGUUGGUUGUAGAAACGCACAUUGGGUCAGUUUAUCCCACAAUUUUAGCUUUUUCACUGUCAGUUUCUUUUUGUGAUAAGCCCCGUAAUGAUACCAGAUCUGGUCAAAUGUCCUAGUUUGAUAGAGAUGGAAGUUUGCACCUAUCGUUACUGCUACUUGGCCUUUUAUAACUGAAGCUGUUCAGUGUAUUGACUUUUUAAUAUUAUUCAAUUUUAACUUUUUAUUUUUUUAUUUUAUAAACUAACUGUAGAUAUUUUAAUGCAUAUUGUAGUCAGUUGUAGACUUUUCACAGGUUAUAAAUUAUGGCACUGUUUGUCACUCACAGGGACCAAAAUACAGUGUACUUGUAUGGCGCUGACGGUUGCUCAAAGGGUUGUUUAUUUCUUUUCAGUACCAGGUUUCAGAAAACACUAUUAACUUGUCUUAUUAAAAACAUUUUUUAUUAAAA